AUGGCUAACAAAUUUAUCCUUGUUCCCCAAGAAAUUUAUCGAGGUCUUACGUCUUUUGAUACAGGAGAGCCAAAUCUCGACGACGUUCAACGAACACUUGAUAAAACCAGAAAAGUAAAGGAACAUCCAAAUGCAAAAAAUAUUCACUAUAAUCAAGAAUUAAGACGUUAUUUACAUUUACGUAAUGAGAGACAGAAUCGACCUGUUAAGGUGGAAAUGGUCGCUUCACCCAAGGGAGCAGUUAUGAGUAGCAACCAAGCUCAUCCUUCAACAGAAGAUAAUGAUGAUGAUUUAUGGAUGAGUGAUGAUAUUUCAUUUUCUAAUUAUCCUAGAGAACCUCUCACUAAUUCUUAUAAUAUUGUGCCUCCUCUCUCUGAAUCUUCUUACCCUCCAUCUGUACCUUCUCGAUCCAGAAGUAGAAAUAUAUUAACGGAAGAAGUGUCCCCGACACCGCUAACCCAACGUCAACUUGUAAAAAGGAAAGAAACGGUGAAUGGAGGAGAUAAAAAAAGAUUAAAAAUAAAUAAGGCAAUUAAAAAGUCAAAAAUCCCUGUGAAAAAGAAGCAAAAGAAAAGAGUAACAGCAAACCUAUCCUUACCCUCUACCUCAAUUGAGUCAAUUAUUACAAAGGAUCCUGACCCUGUUAUUGAAUCACAGAAUGCUCCUUUGAGAAAUUCCCCUCCUAUAGAUCUUCAACCAUCUAAAAGAGAGAAGGAAGCGGAAGAUUUUGUAGGGUUUAAGAAACGAAAAGGUAGUAAUACAACACGAGAACAAGAUAGAGUAAUAGAAAAAAGGUUAAUUGCACAAAAGGAAAGGAAAAAGAAAAGAUGGGAGACAAUAAAAAAGUUUCGAGAGCAAACAGUACCUUUAGACCAAGCUGCAAUGGCUCAUUCUCGACAGGUUGAAAAAGAUGCCGAAGCGGCAAGGAUCAGGCGAAGACGACAAAGAGUUUCAAGAAUGGGACGAUCCCCAUCUCCUCCUAUACAACGCGAGCGGUUGAAAAGAAAAUAUCAAAUCCCUGAAGGCACUACACUAGUUCACUACAAAAGGGUUAAGGGACCUUCUUCAAAAAAUAAAGCGAAACAAUUAUCAAAGGCUUGGUCAAAAAAAUUAAAUAUUUUAAGAGGACUGAAAGAAGGGACUAAAAAUUGGGCAUCGAGAAAACCAGCUCAAAAAGAUAUAAGUUUACGUAAAGUAAAAGACAGAAUAAUUAGUAAAAAAUGGGCAUCGAAAAAACCAACACAGGAAGAUAUAAAUAGAUUUAAACCCUCCCUUUGGUAG
This is a messenger RNA of Meloidogyne enterolobii, 1281 nucleotides long. Lineage: Eukaryota; Metazoa; Nematoda; Chromadorea; Rhabditida; Meloidogynidae. The record is from the annotation of a GenBank genome assembly.